UUUAUAAUCGCCUUAUAACUAAGGGCGUCCCGAGAGUUGUAGCCUAGUUUUUCAUCACAUGUCGGGAGGAUGUCAUGUAAGGAGUUGUUGGCCAUACUGUUUUUAUGUGGAUGUCUUCACUAUUCAUUCGAGAAGCCUAAUUCAGUUGGAAAGACCCUGUCCCCGGUGAUUUUAAUGCCUGGUGAUGGAGGGAGUCAGUUCUUUGCCAAGCUGAAUAAAACAACUGUUCCUCAUGUCUUCUGUGAAAAGAAAACAGCUGAUUAUUUCGAUCUGUGGCUCAACAUUUAUGAGUUGGCACCCUACUUGAUUGACUGUUUCACAGAUAAUAUGAGGUUGGUUUAUGAUCGCAAGACUCACACCACCCACAAUGCACCAGGGGUUGACAUACAGAUACGAGGCUGGGGAGAUACAGAAACGGUGGAGUGGCUUGAUCCUUCUCACUUUGGGUUCACAAGUUACUUCUACUACAUUGCCCUGGAUUUGGAAUCCUGGGGAUACAAGCGUGGUGUCUCCAUCAGGGGAGCACCGUACGACUUCCGCAAGGCACCAAAUGAGCUUGGAGGCAUGUACAAGAAGCUUCAGACCUUGAUAGAGGAAACCUACACGCUUAACAACAACACUUCUGUUACACUUCUUGGCCACAGCAUGGGGAAUCCUGUCACACUCUACUUCCUCAAUCAUAUGCCACAGGCCUGGAAGGACAAGUACAUCAAGUCCUUUAUCAGUCUGGCUGGUGUGUGGGCAGGUGUCAUCAAAACUCUCCGACUCUUUGCUUCAGGAGACAACUUGAAUGUGUAUGUGGUGGAGGCUCUAAAGGCACGGUUAGAGCAGAGGUCAAUGGCUAGUACAGCAUGGUUAAUGCCCUCUGACCUCUACUGGUCCGCUGAUGAGAUCUUGGUCACGCGUCCAGAGAGGAACUACACAGUGAAGGACUUCAAACAAUUUUUCUUGGAUCUUAACUACACAGAUGGCUAUUACAUGCACCUUGAUACAAAAGACCUGAUCCGAGAUCUCACCCCACCAGGUGUAGAAGUUCACUGUUUACACGGCUAUAAUAUAUCCACGCCAGGAAGAUUGGUGUACGGUCCGAACAUGUGGCCAGACACACAGCCUAAAGUGAUUCCGGACGAUGGAGAUGGAACUGUCAAUAUACGAAGUCUAGUCGCCUGUAAAAAGUGGCAAGGGAAACAGAAACAGAAUGUGUACCAUAAACAGUUUAAUGGGGCAGAACACAUGGAGAUUUUAAAGGAUCCGAGAAUAAAGGAAUAUUUAAAAUCAGUUCUUGUGCCCUAACAUCGUUUAACUGUACCUAUAGGAUGUUUUAGUGCCCUAACAUCAUUUAACUGUACCUAUAGGAUGUUUUAAUUCUGUACAUAUACAUGAAAGCUUAUAUGUAAAUACCAAGGUAUUUAUAUAUGAGGCCUUGAUGAAGAUUUACGAUCUUGUCAAACUUUUAACCAAGCUCACUGCAAAGAUGCCUUCUAAGUUUAUAUAAAUAUAAACUCUAUUUAUGUUACAACAAGUAUGAAACAAGUUACUUCAACUUAUAUCAAUUACUCUUGUUUGCCUAGAUGUUAGCGCUCUCUGGGUCUUAGUGUGGUAGGAAAUCGGAGUACACACAGGAAACUGAAGUACACAGAGAAAACCCACAUGGUCGGGCAGGUGACCCAAUACGUCUGAACGGGGAAUCGAGCCCCAGUCGCCAUGGUGAACAGCAAGUGCAUUAUCCACUGCGCCACCCAACCACCUUUAAGUUUGAAAGAUACUUUCAAUUUGUUUUAUGAAUCCAAAGUUUCUUUCUCUGGUAUUAAGUUAUUUUGCUUUUGGCUCUAGAUAAUAUUUACUAUUUUUUAUUGCUGCAGUUUCAGAAACAGAACGUUAUAUAGAUAAGCCAAAAGCACAUAUAUAUGAAGCAGAAUGUGUGAAAGUUUGCCAUGGGUGAGAGUUUGAUCAUGUGUGUUAGUUAGUGGUCUUGCUUUCCAUUCUAUUUAGAAAUAACAUUGUGUUAUUUUCACUUGGUAAGUAUAUAGUAAUGAUGGCUAAACUCUCAUCAAAACAAAAGCGUAGUGUUACUUUAGACUUCUGGGAUGAAACAGAAAAAGAAUUUGAAAUGUAAAAGGCAUUUCCCUAUAUCCAUCCAUUAGGGAUAAAAUGAUAUGCUUACAACAGAAAAUAUCAUUUCAAACACUGAAUCAUAACAUAUGUAUGGAUUUAAUAUCAACCUAAACUGAACAUUAAUUGCUAGCCAUUGGCCGCUUUCAUUGACUGCAUUCCAAAUGCUAGGACUUAGUGUUGUUUGUUUAUGAAAUAGGGACAGACCUAGAGAUUUAACGCUGCUUUCUGGUGAGCCUUUGCAAAGACCUUCGAAACCUGCAUUAACAUUUAUAUACAUCAACAAAUAUCCCCCAGGUCUGUUGCAGGUUUCCAAAACUUUUCCCCCUAAUUGUAACGACUAAUUCCCAAUAAAAACCUUAAUUGAAAUCUACCAUUUAUCCAGCAUCAGAAUACUCUUAAAAGAAAUUAAUUAUGAUAUUAUUUAAAAAAAUAAUUUAUAAAGUGCCUUAAAAACACCUGCUUAUCUUAUUAUAAGGCUCAUAUUUAAUCCAGGUCUUAAUCGUAAAUCUUAUACGAGAGAUAAAAUAUCAUCUAGAUGUUCUCCGGUUGAUUUGUGGUUCCACCAACUUCAUUGUAAAGACUUUAUCCGAAAACCAUCUUUAGUCAGGAUUAAGAAAGUUACUUGGUGUUAUUAUUU
Mizuhopecten yessoensis (Yesso scallop) is the source of this 2752-nucleotide messenger RNA. RefSeq names its product group XV phospholipase A2-like. The coding region runs from base 70 to 1293 and encodes 407 amino acids. Gene Ontology annotation, biological process: lipid metabolic process. Lineage: Eukaryota; Metazoa; Mollusca; Bivalvia; Pectinida; Pectinidae. The record is from RefSeq and is a predicted model, not a curated record. The transcript is spliced from 6 exons.